AUGGCACUGGACUACGCUACCGGACGGGUUUGGAAUAUAUUGUCCGUUUGUGGAUAAAUAAGCUGAAAAAUCAGCGCCUCGAAGAGUUUUUUUUUUUUUUUGAGACAUUCCUCCUGUGGAUUCGACUCAUGCGCUCUCCUCCCUUAUCUGUACAUGCCAAAACAGAGAUCUGCCCUGUUUUAGUCGUCCCUGGUGACUGGCUGAAUUCCAGUGAGUGACAGGCCUACUGGCAGCAGUUGAUGGUUGGGCAGACUCCCUCAGAUGGGAUCAGUGUCCAGGGGGAGGUGGAGAAGGGGGUUAUGGGGAGCGCUGGCCCCCACUAACGGGAUGGCCUUGUGGGCCUGGCUGCUGGCCGCCGUCCUGCUGUCUCUGCUGACUGUCAGCGUGGCACGGCCACCGCUCACCGGCACCAAGGAGGAGGAGGCAACUCUGGAACCUGAAGAGGCAUCGAACAAAUACCAAAUUUCUAAGCCCACGGUGUGCUCAGUGCACCCGGAGUUGCUGAAGCUGAACUGCCCUCUGCCAGUGACGGGGACCAUCACCUGGACCAAAGAUGGCAGCUCUCUGGGCACCAACAACCGCACGCUGAUAAAGCAGGAGGUGCUGCAGAUUCGUGAUGCCACGCCGAAGGAUUCGGGCCUGUAUGCCUGCACCAGCGUGGGCAAAGACACGGUCUGCUUCAUAGUGAAUGUCACAGAUGCCAUCUCGUCGGGGGAUGAUGAGGAUGAUACCGAGCGAUCGGAGGACGGAGGGGCGGACGGAGAGCAGAUAAGGCCUCCGUACUGGACUUCAUCGGCAAAGAUGGAGAAGAAGCUGCACGCGGUUCCAGCUGCCAACACAGUCAAGUUCCGCUGUGCUGCAGGAGGCAACCCCCGACCCAAGCUACGCUGGCUGAAAAACAGCAGGCCAUUCCGCCAAGAGGACCGCAUGGGGGGCUAUAAGGUGCGGAGCCAGCACUGGACCCUGAUCAUGGAGAGCGUGGUGCCGUCGGACAAAGGCAACUACACGUGUCUGGUGGAGAAUGAAUAUGGAUCCAUCAACCACACCUACACCCUGGAUGUAGUAGAGCGGUCACCUCACCGGCCUAUUCUUCAGGCUGGUCUGCCAGCCAACACCACAGUGUACGUUGGCCAGGAUGCCCGCUUUGUCUGCAAGGUGUAUAGCGACGCCCAACCUCAUAUCCAGUGGCUGAAACACAUCACACGGAAUGGCAGUCGGUACGGCCCUGAUGGACACCCCUACAUACAGGUCCUAAAGACCGCAGGUGUUAACACCACAGAUAAGGAGAUAGAAGUUCUCUACUUGCCCAAUGUAACAUUUGAAGAUGCUGGGGAGUAUACAUGCUUGGCUGGUAAUUCUAUUGGGAUCUCCUUUCAAACUGCUUGGUUGACGGUUCUUCCAGCCAAUAAUGGAAAGAUUCCGGAGCCCAUCUCCCCUGACUACGUGGAGAUUGCUAUAUACUGCGUGGGUGUUUUCCUCAUCAUCUGCAUGGUGGUCAUCGUGAUCAUGUGCCGGUUAAAGAACACAACAAAGAAACCCGACUUCGGGGGCCAACCAGCAGUUCACAAACUGAGCAAGCAGAUCCCGCUGCGCCGCCAGGUGUCAGCGGACUCAAGCACCUCCAUGAACUCCAGCACACCUCUGGUCCGUAUCACCACGCGGCGCAGCUCCGCCCACGAUGAUCCGAUCCCUGAGUACGACCUUCCAGAGGACCCACGCUGGGAAUUUGCACGAGACAGGUUGACCCUGGGUAAACCCCUCGGUGAAGGAUGUUUCGGCCAAGUUGUAAUGGCAGAAGCUUUAGGCAUCGAUAAGGACAAACCCAAGGAGGCCGUAACUGUCGCUGUCAAAAUGCUCAAAGAUGACGCCACAGAGAAAGAUCUGUCCGACCUGGUGUCUGAGAUGGAAAUGAUGAAGAUGAUUGGCAAACAUAAGAACAUCAUCAAUCUGUUGGGGGCCUGUACACAAGAUGGGCCCCUCUACGUGAUAGUGGAAUACGCCUCCAAAGGGAACCUGAGGGAGUACCUCAGGGCCCGACGGCCGCCUGGAAUGGAGUAUUCCUACGACAUCGCUCGCGUCUCAGAUGAACAGCUCACAUUCAAAGAUCUGGUCUCGUGCACUUACCAGGUGGCGCGGGGCAUGGAGUACCUGGCAUCACAGAAGUGCAUACACAGAGACCUGGCAGCCAGGAAUGUCUUAGUGACAGAGAGCAACGUCAUGAAGAUCGCUGAUUUUGGCCUGGCCAGAGACGUCCACAACAUCGACUACUAUAAAAAGACAACCAAUGGUCGACUCCCGGUGAAGUGGAUGGCUCCAGAAGCACUUUUUGACCGGGUCUACACACACCAGAGUGACGUCUGGUCGUUUGGGGUGCUGAUGUGGGAGAUCUUCACCCUUGGGGGCUCCCCCUACCCUGGCAUUCCUGUUGAAGAGCUCUUCAAGUUGCUCAAAGAGGGCCAUCGCAUGGACAAGCCUGGCAACUGCACCAACGAGCUGUACAUGAUGAUGAAAGACUGCUGGCACGCCAUCUCCUCCCAGAGACCCACCUUCAAGCAGCUCGUAGAAGAUCUGGAUCGUAUCCUCACCCUCAGCAGUAACGAGGAAUAUCUGGACUUGUGCACGCCAACAGAGCAGUAUUCUCCCAGCUUCCCAGACACACGCAGCUCCUGCUCCUCCGGAGACGACUCUGUGUUCUCCCAUGAUCCCUUACCAGACGAGCCCUGCCUCCCCAAAUACCAGCACAUCAACGGGAGUGUGAAAACAUGAGCCGCUGUGCCCCUUUGCACCAUUUUACCCCACCUCUCCCAACACACGUAGCACAGACACCCCCAUUGAAAAUCUUGCCUCCCCAUCACCUCCUCUGGUUCCUGGUGGACCGACGGACCCAGACGGACUGGGCUGGUGGCAGUGCCGCUGUCACACCACACACACAACACACUGUGAACACUCACACGAGGACUGACAGAGAGGACAGGGACCCUGUAGGAGAACUCUUUAACUGCCGGGAACAUGCUGGAGUCUCCUCCUCCUCCUGGUUCUGCUACUCCUCCUCCUCCUCCUCCCUUCACAUCAAAAGAUACCUGGACCCUCACAUUGGUACUAGGAGGUUUUUGCCUGUUGGCGAUCUCACUCCCACACUGUGGCGUGCUCUGGGAGGAAUGUAUGGACCAAUGGGAACAUAGAAACAAGGGAGAGAUGAUACAGACACGUAGGAAAAGGUUGGUAAAGCACUUGGACAAACACAACAGGACUAAGAAGCGAGCACUCGUACAAACUGUCCUCGGCUUAUUUUGGGAUAUUGCUGCAUUUCCGUUGCUGUUCUCUCUUGAUAAACCCCAGCUAUUCUGGAGGGGAAAAACAACCACAGUAUAAUGUAUAGUGCUGGGUAUAUUUUGUAAAUAUAUUCAAAUAUGUAUAAAUAUAUAUUAUAUAUUUACAAUGAAUUAUUUUUUGUAUGGACCCUCUUUUUUGACUUUGACAGACGAAUGCUAACAGGUUGUAUCCGAUAUUUCUCUUCAUCCAUUUUGAUAUUCGUACUCUCGGUACUCAGUAACCCAGAUCAUUUUUGGCUUUCAGGGACAGAGGUAGCACGUUAAUUUAUUGACUUAUGUUUUUUAAUGAAUCAAAAGAACAAAAAUGUAAUGACCAUAAUGAUAAUACAUUAAUAAUCCAUUAAAUUUAUAGUAAUUUAAAAUGAUUUUUCAGCAGCUACAGAAAAAUACAUAUUUUAGUAGGUGAAAGAUCCAAGUUUUGUAAGUUUUAUAUAUGAAUGUGAAUAUUAAGUUAAAACGUUUAAAAAGUGUACAUUUUAUAGUCAGCUAAUCUCUCUUAUGUAGAUGUUUAAGCUGUUUCAAUCCAGUCAUUUUAUUCUUCCUUAGCAUUAAGAACAGUGGCUGAUGUCUGGAUGUUUGUACAUGAUUGAAAGAGAUCAUUUGGGAGAUAACUACCGACAGAAAUGAAAGCUGCAACAAAAAGUAUUAAAUCACUUGUGGGUUUUUUGUUUGUUUGUUUUUUUUACUGGACCAACUUUUUUUUUUUUUUUUUUUUUUUUUUUUUUGCAAGUGUUCAGAUCACAUUUGUGGAAUAAAAGCUGUAA
Molecule: messenger RNA, 4096 nt
Organism: Thalassophryne amazonica
Lineage: Eukaryota; Metazoa; Chordata; Actinopteri; Batrachoidiformes; Batrachoididae
Product: fibroblast growth factor receptor 2-like
Biological process (GO): positive regulation of kinase activity; fibroblast growth factor receptor signaling pathway; positive regulation of cell population proliferation
Cellular component (GO): signaling receptor complex; membrane
Molecular function (GO): fibroblast growth factor receptor activity; ATP binding; fibroblast growth factor binding
Source: RefSeq, a predicted model, not a curated record